UUCCUCACAAGUCACAAUUCACGCAUCCCCAUGAAAGACUUCCCAGUUCUCUCCAUGGACAAGCUCAAUGUCUGAGCAGACAGACCCAUGAUAUCAAAGCCUUGAUAGAGAAUGCGACGGGUUUAGAGUUUAUCUUUUUGUGGGUAAAUAGGCAGGGGAAUUCGGCUGCUCACUCGCUCGCUAAGUGGGGUUCUCAAUCUUUUUCCGGCUUCUUUAAGUCCAAUGAAUCUUCCUCAAAGUUUUUCUAGCCUAGUGCUCUCAGAGAGGCCUUAAGUUAUUUUUGUUUGGUGUUUUGUCUUUUGUUUUGCUUUCUGCUUAGGGCAGCUAGUCUGUGUAGCUGUUUCUUGUUUGUUAGGUUACGUUUCAGCAACAAAAAAAGGGACCCAUGAUGCCGAGAUAGAAGUUAUGGGCGGUGGAAAAUCUCAAUCUGUCGAGGAUUUGUAAAGAAUUUGCUUGAAGAAAUCAAGAGGAGGAGGAGAGGCAAUGGCGGUGCGAACGAGCAAUAGGCUGCAGAGGCGGCCAAAAAUGUACAGAAGGACGUAUAUGUACUAUACAAGUAACAUCAGGAAGCAAAAGAGCAGGAGCAAGAGCAAGACCAGCAGGACUACCGCAUCUGAGAUUCUCAAAAUGCUGUGUGUCCACACUACUCCCAAUAAUGAGGAGGAUUACACGGAGAGUUCUUCUGGAACAGAGAAUGAAGAAGAAGAAGAAGAUUUAAUGAGACCCUCCAUGACUAUGAGUCACGAUGAUGAUGAGUUAUCAUCUCCCAAUCGUAGUAGGAAGAUUAAUAUGGAGGAGACUAAACCAACAAUACCUAAAGCAAUGGCAAGAGAAGAAAAACGGUUGUGUGUAGUGUCUGAUGAUGAUGAUGAGCAGCAAGGUACUUCUACUACUUCAGUAAAGAAGAAGGCUGGUCAAGAUGAUGACAUGGUUCAUAAUAAUAAUGGGAAUGAUGUUGACAAUAAUGACAUUGACUCAGAUGAUGAUAAAGGUGAAGUUGAAGGUGAAGAUGAGGGAGAGGAUGCAGUCCAAGGUGAUGAUGAACAAGAGGGAAGGAGGAGAUAUGAUCUCCGAAAUUGUGCAGAUUUAAAAAAACUGUCUAUGGAAUUAGAAGGUACUUCAGUAGAGAAGGCUGAUCAAUAUCAUGACAUGGAUAAUAUUGGGAAUGAUGUUGACUAUAAUAUUGACGCAGAUGUAGAUGAUGGUCAAAAUGAAGACAAUGAUAAAGUUGAAGGUAAAGACGAUGGAGAGGAAGCAGUCCAAGGUGAUGUUGAACAAGAGGGAAGGAGGAGAUACAAUCUCCGAAAUGCAGGUAUACGAACACUGUCUAUGGAGUUAGAAGGUACUUCAGUAGAGAAGGCUGGUCAAGAUCAUGACAAGGUUAAUCUUGGGAAUGACGUUGUCGAUAAUAUUGAUGCCAUCUCAGAUGAUAAUCAAAAUGAAGAUGAUGAUAAAGGUGAAGGUGAAGGUGAAGAUGAAGGAGAGGUUGCAGUCCGAGGUGAUGAUGAACAAGAGGGAAGGAGGAGAUAUGAUCUCCAAAAUCGUGCAUAUGUUCAAGAACUGUCUAUGGAAUUAGAAGUUGAGGGUGAAGAUGAUGAGGAUGAUGGUGAAGGAGAGGACGAUGGUGAUGAUGAAGAAGAGGGAAAAGAAGAACAAGAGGGAUUGAGGAGAUAUGAUUUGCGAAAUCGUGCAGAUAUACGAAGACUGUCUAUGCAGGAAGAAGGUAAGCCAUGUCCAAGACCAAUAAGAUCUCCUCAAAGAGUAUUACACCAAGGAAUGGGAAUUAAUUAUAAGGUUGGUCGGGGUGUAAGGAACGGUAGUGGAUCAAGAGUUCAUAAGCGUCCAGCUGAAGAUUCUUCUGAUGAUUCUUUUCUUGUGGAUGAGCUGGACCAAGGCCCUGCAGUAAUUCCCAGCGGUGGGGGAGGUGGUGGGAGCAGAUCUGGACUUCCUUGGCUUCUUGGGGGACUAGAAGAGAUGCAUGGGACAAGUACAGUAUGGGGAUUGAAUGAUGUUGCUGCAUAUUUAUCAGGUUGGGAUCAUCAGAAUCAAGGUGAUGCUUUUACUGCUGGCCUGAGCUCUAAGGUAGGGGCAGACAUUCAAUCUUUACAGGUUGAUGAUCUGAGUGUUAGUUUUAAUGAUAUUGGUGGGCUUUCUAAUUAUAUUGAUGCUUUGAAGGAAAUGGUUUUCUUUCCCUUAUUAUAUCCAGAUUUCUUUGCAAGUUAUCACAUCACCCCACCAAGAGGAGUAUUGUUAUGUGGUCCUCCUGGCACUGGGAAAACAUUAAUUGCAAGAGCAUUAGCCUGUGCUGCCUCAAAGGCCGGCCAGAAAGUGAGUUUUUACAUGCGUAAGGGAGCUGAUGUUCUAAGCAAAUGGGUUGGUGAGGCCGAAAGACAAUUGAAACUACUUUUUGAGGAAGCACAAAGGAAUCAGCCCUCCAUCAUUUUUUUUGAUGAAAUAGAUGGACUUGCUCCUGUGAGGUCUAUCAAACAAGAACAAAUUCAUAAUUCUAUUGUGUCUACGUUGCUUGCUUUAAUGGAUGGUCUUGAUUCUCGUGGACAAGUUGUUUUAAUUGGAGCAACCAACAGGAUUGAUGCCAUUGAUGGAGCCUUGCGACGCCCUGGUCGAUUUGAUCGUGAAUUUAACUUUCCUUUGCCUGGUUAUGAGGCACGUGCUGAAAUAUUGGACAUUCACACUCGAAAAUGGAAACAUCCUCUUUCCGAGGAACUAAAAUUGGAACUUGCAGCUUGUUGUGUAAGCUACUGUGGAGCUGAUUUAAAAGCUCUGUGCACUGAAGCUGCCAUCUGUGCUUUUCGUGAAAAAUAUCCUCAGGUUUACACUAGUGAUGACAAAUUUGUGAUUGAUGUUGAUUCAGUAGAGGUUGAGAAGUAUCACUUUAUUGAGGCCAUGUCAACAAUUACCCCAGCUGCUCACCGUGGUGCUGUUGUGCACUCUAGGCCACUAUCUUCAGUAGUUGUGCCAUGUCUACAAAGACAUCUUCAGAAAGUCAUGAAUACUAUAUCAGAUAUAUUUCUUCCAAUUGCAAUGUCAUCAGAGUUGACCAAGCUUUCUAUGCCCUCCUAUAGUUUUGCUGCUGUCUAUAGGCCCCGACUUCUGAUUUAUGGUGGUGAAGGUACUGGGCUGGAUAAUAUUGGGCCAGCAAUUUUACAUGAAAUGGAGAAAUUUCCUGUUCAUUCCCUAGGACUUCCGUCUCUUCUUUCAGAUCCUAGUGCAAAGACACCAGAGGAGGCACUAGUACAUAUAUUUGGUGAAGCAAGGAGAACUACUCCAUCAAUACUCUAUUUGCCUCAGUUCAACCUUUGGUGGGAUAAUGCACACGAGCAGCUCAGGGCUGUCCUGCAGACUUUGCUGGAAGAACUGCCUUCUGACUUACCUAUAUUGUUACUUGGAACAUCCUCAGUUCCACUUGCUAAAAUUGAAGAUGUGCCUUCUUCAGUAUUUUCUCACCGUUCAGUCUACCAAGUCAGCGAACCAGCCACCGAAGACAAAUCAUUGUUUUUUGACCACUUAAUUAAAGCUGCUUUGUCAGAGGGCAUGACAAAAAAAUCGCCCAAGUCAGCCUCCCAGCUCCCUGAACUUCCCAAGGCACCAAAAUUGCCAAGUGGUCCAAAGGUAUCUGAGUUAAAAGCCAAGAUAGAAGCUGAGCAGCAUGCCCUUCGCCAAUUGCGGAUGUGCCUUAGAGAUGUUUGCAACCGGAUUUUAUAUGAUAAACGGUUUAGUGCCUUCCAUUAUCCAGUCUUGGAUGAGGAUGAGGAUGCUCCAAACAACCGUUCAAUCAUCCAGAACCCUAUGGACAUGUCUACUCUACUUCAGCGUGUGGAUUCUAAGCAGUAUAGUACGUGUUCAACAUUCUUGCAAGAAAUAGAUCUCAUUGUAUCCAAUGCCAAGGCUUACAACGGAAAUGAUUAUAACGGCGCUAGGAUUGUUAGUAGAGCUUACGAACUUCAAGAUGCAGUGCAUGGGAUGCUUUCACAAAUGGACCCUGCAUUGGUUGCAUACUGUGACAAGAUUGCUGCCCAAGGUGGUCCUGUGCAUUUGCCAGAUGAUAUGGCAGGUUAUACUUUUACUUUCCCAUCAUCUAACCCUGUUGUGCAGCUGGGAAGUACUGUUAGCAGAGCAAGUGCACUACUUCAUAAUGUCCACCAACUAGAGGUUAAUCUGGAUCAAAGUUAUGAUGGGGCAAUCAUGAAACGACCAAAGAAGAAUGCUGAUAUUGCUACACUAGCUACAGCUUCAACAGCAGAAGAUAAGUCAAGGCAUCAUCAAGAUUCACAACUGCAGGCAAAGUCAUCUAAGGAACCUGAUCAGACACAUGACACAAAUAAUCCUGAAAGGCCAGAAACCUCUUCUGCUGAUGGUAAUCAGCAUGAAACUUCUGCAGAAGAUGUCAUAAUGUCUGAUGGUGAUAAUAUUUCAAACCAAGUGGAAUCUGUCAAGCUGCUUUUUGUGGAGCAUACAGUUAGCUACAACAUUCCACAGCUUGAAAGGCUUUACACACGAAUAAUGAAGGGUGUUUUUGAAACCAAAGCCAAAGUAAAAGAUGAUCUUAAGCCUUCAAUUUUGAAGUAUUUGUUGAAAUUUUCCGAGGAUGAGGCAAAUUUCUGAUGCGCUUACAUACAGUUUCAAUUGACGUUUCCUCUAUAUGUAUGUGAAGUUGAGAUAGUUGUAGAGAGACAAUACAUGCAUUCAUUGCUAAUUUUAACAUUGUAUGGGUGACCACUUGAGUAAAGAAGCUAAUAUAUAUUUUCAUAUUUACA
Molecule: messenger RNA, 4775 nt
Organism: Quercus lobata
Lineage: Eukaryota; Viridiplantae; Streptophyta; Magnoliopsida; Fagales; Fagaceae
Product: ATPase family AAA domain-containing protein At1g05910-like
Exons: 5
Coding region: 484-4623 (1379 amino acids)
Biological process (GO): transcription initiation-coupled chromatin remodeling; nucleosome disassembly; nucleosome assembly
Cellular component (GO): nucleus
Molecular function (GO): ATP binding; histone binding; ATP hydrolysis activity
Source: RefSeq, a predicted model, not a curated record